Messenger RNA from Emiliania huxleyi CCMP1516, 2782 nucleotides. RefSeq lists its product as hypothetical. Lineage: Eukaryota; Haptophyta; Isochrysidales; Noelaerhabdaceae. Gene Ontology annotation, cellular component: nucleus; intracellular anatomical structure. Bases 4 to 2505 code for a protein of 833 amino acids. Gene Ontology annotation, molecular function: ATP binding; RNA binding. The record is from RefSeq and is a predicted model, not a curated record. The transcript has 5 exons.
GCGAUGCGGGCGGCGGAGGAGGCGAAGCGAGCGUCGGAGCCAUGGCGGAGGAUGCAGUCCGUGCGUGGCAAGCUGCCCGCCGCCGCCAAGCGGGAGGAGGUGCUGGAAGGGUUGCGGAGGGCAGACGUGCUCGUGGUGAGCGGCGAGACCGGGUGCGGCAAGACGACGCAGGCGAGACGGCCGGCACACGGCGCACUCUCCUCGGGCGCACGCACCUCACCGCGCGGGACCGCCUUGCAGGUGCCCCAGUUCAUCCUCGACGACGAGAUCGCAGAGGGGCGUGGCGGCGUGACGAGCAUCCUCUGCACGCAGCCGCGCCGCCUGUCGGCCAUCGGCGUCGCCGAGCGGGUGGCGGCGGAGCGCGGCGAGCGGAUCGGAGAGACGGUUGGCUAUCAGAUCCGGCUCGAGUCCAAGCGGAGCCGCGACACGAGGCUCCUCUUCUGCACGACCGGCAUCCUGCUGCGGCGGCUGCACGGCGACGGCGAGCUGCGCGGCGUGUCGCACGUGAUCGUCGACGAGGUGCACGAGCGCUCCCUCGAGUCCGACUUCCUGCUCAUCAUCCUGCGCGACGUGCUCGCCAGGCGGCCCGGCCUCAAGCUCGUGCUCAUGUCCGCCACAAUCAACGCGUCCCUCUUCGCCUCCUACUUCGGCGCGGGUGCCCCGCCGCCUCCUGCGGCGCCGACGCUCCACAUCCCUGGCUUCACGCACCCGGUGCGUGAGGCCUUCCUCGAGGAGGUGCUCGAGAGGACCGGCCACCAGAUCGAGGAGGGGGGGCCGUACGCGAGGAGGGCCCGCGGCGCGGAGGCGGCGGGCGGCACGGAGGGGCUCGGCUUCGCGGAGCAGGCUGUGGCGCGAGACGAGGACGGCGAGAGCUGGAGCGAGCACGUGCUGCGCUCGCUCGAGACGAUGGACGAGGAGAAGGUCAACAUCGACGCGAUGGCGGCGCUCGUGAGCCACCUCGACACGACCCGCCCCGAGGGCGCCAUCCUCGUCUUCAUGCCUGGCACGCGCGAGAUCUCGGCGCUGGGCGGCGAGGGCGGCGGCGGCGGCGAGGCAGGGGCCCGGCUCCUGCCUCUGCCUCUCCACGCGGGCCUCUCCUCGGCGGAGCAGCGGCGCGUCUUCGAGCGGCCGCCGGCGGGUCGGCGCAAGGUUGUGGUCUCGACGAAUGUCGCCGAGACGUCGAUCACGAUCGACGACGUCGUGUACGUGAUCGACUCUGGCCGCGUCAAGGAGACGCGGUACGACGCGGUCAACCAGCUGCCGCAGCUGGUCGAGACGUGGGUCUCGCAGGCGUCGCGCCGGCAGCGGCGAGGCCGGGCGGGGCGGGUCCGGCCGGGCGAGUACUUCGGCAUGUUCACGCGCGAGCGCUGCGGGGGGCUGGCCGCCUUCACGCCUCCGGAGAUGGCACGUGUCCCUCUGCACGAGCUCUGCCUGCAGAUCAAGCUGCUCGAGCUGGGCGAGAUCGAGCCCUUCCUCGCGCGGGCGCUCGAGCCGCCGUCCGAGGCGGCGGUCAAGGCCGCGAUCGGGCAGCUGGGCGAGUUGCAGGCGCUCGACGUCAAGCAGAGCCUCACGCCGCUCGGCCGCCACCUCGCCACGCUGCCCGUCGACGUGAGGAUCGGGAAGAUGCUGCUGUACGCGUGCAUGCUGCGCUGCCUCGAGCCCGCACUCAUCAUCGCCGCCGCGCUCUCGCUCCGCUCCCCCUUCCUCGAGCCCUUCGACCCGGACAAGCGCGCCGCCGCCCGGGAGGCGCGGCAGCGCUUCGCAGCCGACUCGCGCUCGGACCACCUCGCGGUGCUGCGGGCCUUCCGCGAGUUUCGCGCGCUGCAGGCGCGCGGCCGGCGCGCGAGCGGCGGCUGGUGCCGCGACUCGUUCCUCUCGCAGGAGCGGCUCGAGGGGAUGGCGCCGGUGAUGAGUCAGUUCCUCGAGCUGCUGCUCGACAUCGGAUUCCUGCCGGUGGGCGGCGAGCACUACAACGCGAACGCAGCCUCCGACCCGUGCCUGCGCGCCGUGCUCGCCGCUGGGCUCUACCCGAACGUGGUGCGAGUGGUGCCUCCCGAGGCGGCCCCGAGCUCGCGGCCGCACUACGCCGGCCGCGCGCGGGCGCCCCAGAUCGAGGGGCCGAGCGGGCUGGCGGUGGCGGUGCACCCGUCGUCUGUCAACGCGAGCGGCGGCGACCUACGCUCCCGCUGGCUGGUCUACUACGAGAAGGUGCGCACGUCGCAGGUCUUUGUGCGCGACUCGACGAUGGUGACGCCGUACCCGCUGCUUCUGUUUGGAGGCGAGCUCAAGGUCCAGCACGCGCAGCAGACCAUCGCUGUCGACGGCUGGAUUGAGUUCUCCGCGCCGCCGCGAGUGGCGGUCCUCUUCAAGCAGCUUCGCGCAGAGUUGGACAAGCUGCUGCUCGCAAAGAUCGAGACGCCAGAGCUCGACCUGCCGCUGACCGGCCGCACGAUCGGCACCAUCGUCGAGCUGCUCCAGCAGGAGGUGCACCACAGGGACGGCUGACUGCGCGGUCCCGCUUCGCCUUCGGCGCCAUCCACCGCCCUCUUCACGGACUGCGACAUCGGAGGCGCGAGCCUGUCUGCGUACGCGCGGCCCGCGCCCUGGUCGGCUCGUCACGCCGCGGCCAGUGGUGGUGUGCGCGUGGGACGCUGCUGCGCUGUGAGACGUUGGUUUUUUACGUGGCCAGGGGUCUUUCAGCGUCGAGCUCCCCGGAGUGUCAGAGUCGUGCGGGAGGUGGGUCUGAACUCUAAUGCGGCAGUUGGGCGAUGCCCUCGAGGCG